This is a messenger RNA of Lachancea meyersii CBS 8951, 1275 nucleotides long. The record is from the annotation of a GenBank genome assembly. Lineage: Eukaryota; Fungi; Ascomycota; Saccharomycetes; Saccharomycetales; Saccharomycetaceae.
AUGGGUUUGAGACCGGAAAAGCCCAUUUGGAUGAGCCAAGAACAGUACGACAGGCAAUAUGGAACUUUUGCCGAAGAAAAGGUCAAAAAACCAGCUACAAAACAGCCUGAAGAAGAACAGUUGAAAUCAAAUGCAAUUGAUGAGGAAUCAGACCAGAAAGCAGAGCAGGUAACGCCAGAAGAAGUGACGCAAGAUCAGGAGCCAGAGAAACUCGCUUUUCGUUUGCAAAAGCGUAGACGACAGCGUUACGAUGUUGACGAGAGACGCAAGAAAAGCCAAUUAAAUAGAAUGCGCGAAGAGCAGAUCAAAAGACAUGAGAUCGACAUGACAGCCAAUAAAGUAGUCAAUGUGGACCAAAUCAUUCGGGAGCACUACAACGAACGAACUUUUGUGGCCAAACGGAGACGAAGAAAUUUGUCCCCCAUCAUCAAGCUCAGAAACUUCAAUAACGCCAUCAAGUACAUGUUGAUCGACAAGUUUACUUUUCCCGGUAACGUAGUGCUGGAACUCGGUUGUGGGAAAGGAGGUGAUCUCAGAAAAUAUGGCGCGGCUGGGAUUUCGCAAUUCAUCGGAAUUGACAUUUCCAAUGCGUCGAUUGUAGAAGCCCAAAAACGAUUCUCGUCUAUGGGCAACCUGGACUACCAAGUCGUGCUCAUUACUGGGGAUUGCUUCGGCGAAUCGCUGGGCACAGCUGUAGAACCGUUUUCCGAAUGUCGGUUUCCUUGCGAUGUGGUAUCGGCGCAAUUUUGUCUACACUACGCUUUUGAAUCUGAGGAAAAGGCAAGACGCACGCUUCUGAAUGUCACCAAGUCUUUGAGGAUUGGGGGGUACUUUUUUGGAACUAUCCCGGACUCUGAGUUCAUUCGGUUCAAAUUGAACAAAUUCCCUAAGGACGUUGAAAAGCCAUCAUGGGGAAACUCCAUUUACAAAGUAACGUUCGAGAACAACGAUUACCAGAAAAAUGAUAACGAAUUUUCUCCCCCAUUUGGUCAGAUGUACACUUAUUGGCUUGAGGACGCUAUCGACAAUGUUCCCGAAUAUGUCAUCCCGUUCGAAUCCCUCAGAAGUUUGGCUGAUGAAUACGGGCUAGAACUCGAGCUACAGAUGCCAUUUAACACUUUCUUUGUUCAAGAAAUUCCUAACUGGUUGAAUAAAUUCUCGCCCAGAAUGCUGGAAGGAUUGCAACGUAGUGAUGGCAAAUUAGGUGUUGAAGGCGACGAGAAAGAGGCAGCAUCAUAUUUCUACACAGUAUUCGCUUUCAAAAAAGUCAGAUAA